This is a messenger RNA of Colletotrichum karsti, 669 nucleotides long. RefSeq lists its product as uncharacterized. Gene Ontology annotation, molecular function: FMN binding; pyridoxamine phosphate oxidase activity. Gene Ontology annotation, biological process: pyridoxine biosynthetic process. NCBI's taxonomy places the organism in Eukaryota, Fungi, Ascomycota, Sordariomycetes, Glomerellales, Glomerellaceae. The transcript has a single exon. The record is from RefSeq and is a predicted model, not a curated record. Bases 1 to 669 code for a protein of 222 amino acids.
AUGGAGAACAAUCAAGAAGACCCUAGGGAUCUUUUGCGGAAGCUCAAAGUACUGCAGAAUACCCUGCCAGGCACCGACUUCGACAAAUUUCCGCGCUCCCCUCAAGAGGCGUUCAUGAUGUGGCUGAAAGAGGCCAUCGCGGCAGAAGUCCAGGAGCCUCAUGCAAUGACACUCUCUACCGUUGACGAUUACGGGUGUCCCGAUGCUAGAGUUCUCAUUCUCAAGAAUGUCGAUGAGCGGGGAUGGCACUUUGCAGCCAAGGCUGGCAGUCCCAAGGGCGUUCAACUCGUGAACAAGGGAUACGCGGCCCUCACCUUCUACUGGCCAGAGCAGGCCCGCCAAGUCCGUCUUCGGGGUAAGGCUGAGCAGCUUUCUGAUGAGGAAUGCCUCCAGGACUUCUUCGAUAGACCCCUAGGGUCGAGGGUCAGUGCGAUGGCCUCCAAGCAAAGCUCAAAGCUCGAAAGCCGAGCCGAACUCCUCGGAAGCGUUGAAGCGGUGAAAGCUUCUUUUAAGGAAAAUCCCGAUCAGCCCUGUGUAGAUUGGAAGGUUUACGCCGUCUUACCCGAGACCGUCGAGUUCUGGCAGGGUACUGCAGAUCGUCUCCACGAGAGGUUGCAGUAUGUGGCAGCGGGCCCCGGACAGUGGGAGACUCAACUUUUGUGGCCGUAG